Molecule: messenger RNA, 1799 nt
Organism: Pseudovirgaria hyperparasitica
Lineage: Eukaryota; Fungi; Ascomycota; Dothideomycetes; Acrospermales; Acrospermaceae
Product: DNA primase large subunit
Exons: 3
Coding region: 151-1656 (501 amino acids)
Biological process (GO): DNA replication, synthesis of primer
Cellular component (GO): alpha DNA polymerase:primase complex
Source: RefSeq, a predicted model, not a curated record
ACUUAAACGCGAAAUAACGCGUGGACGCGUCCAUUUCUUGGCGGCGCGUCUUCCGACAUUCCGGCGACAGGGCUACUACUCAUUUGAUCCCCACCAGAAAUACAGCAUUGCGACAAACGAAUUGCUAUAACUAGCCAACAUACAUACACCAUGCUUCGGUCAGAUAAUCGCAUCGAUCCCAAGCGCAGAGCGCACCUAAGCCAUAAGAAGCGACAAUUCGCCGAUUCAGAGUUCAAACAACAACACUAUGAGCACCGAUUGAACUUUUAUGAAUUACCGCCGACGACGGAGAUCAGCUUGGAAGAGUUUGAGGAAUGGGCUAUCUCCAGGCUAAAAGUGCUCUCUGAGCUCGAAGCAUGCUCAUUUCGCAACCGAUCUCCGGAAGAAACAACUUCAUAUAUGUCUUCUAUUCUAGAAAAACACUUGCCUCUGCACUCAAAUUCAUCGCGAUCAUCUACGUUACAGGAUGAACGCAGAAAAGACCAUUACUCGCAUUUUAUACUCCGACUUGCCUUUUCGUCGACGCCAGACCUGCGCCAGAGGUUUGCACGUCUCGAAACCAUGCUCUUCCGGCUGCGUUUCAAAGAGGACGACACGAGGGAAAAGCAAGCGUUUGUAAAGAGCCUCAACUUCGACUGGGAAGAGAUGUCCAAGGAAGAGAAGGAGGAACUUGCCAAAGACCUGCUUGCGACAACUCCGGGCAUUAGAAACGUAGAUGAAGAAGGAUGGUUUAAAGUGGAUUGGGAGCAAGUCCCAGAACUGGUUGAGCAAAGAAGGGUACUUCUCAGGAGAGGAAGGGCGUAUGUGCCGCAAAGGGAACAAAUGAGCUUGGUCCUUGCAGAAUUCACCAAACGGUUGGACUCUGCACUCGAGCUUACCUCUCGAGCACUACCUCGAUUAGACGAAGACGAUCGCCUGAAGCCUAUACUCGAGCAUUUGUCCACUAAUUUCACUGCCCCUGACGUCGCAUAUAGUUCAGCAGACGGUGAUAUAGCAGGAAUGUCCGUACCAACCGCUGCAAACAUCGACACGCUCUCGCAGCAUUUUCCCCUUUGCAUGCAGAAUCUACAUCAAACUCUGCGUGCGAAUUCACAUCUGAAGCAUUUGGGCCGUCUACAGUAUACGCUCUUCCUAAAGGGAAUCGGACUGAGCCUCGAAGAAUGCAUAAUCUUCUGGCGCCGCAGCUUCAAGCUCAUCACCGACGAGAAGUUCAACAAGGAGUACCGAUACAAUGUGCGCCAUGCGUAUGGUGACGUUGGAGGUGAUGCAAACCGCCGUGGACGAGGGUACACGCCAUACUCAUGUCAAAGGAUCCUCACGGAGCCUCUUCCAGGUCCAGGUCAAUCGCAUGGCUGUCCGUAUCGAACAUUCGCACCUGACAACCUAAUCUCUCUGCUUCAGAAGGUGGGUGUAAGCGACCGCGAACUGCUGAGGGGUGUCAAGGAAGACGUCGGCAAGCAAAGGUAUCAUAUUGCUUGUAAUAGGGUGUUUGAACAUGCACACAGAGUUGAGAUCAAGACUGUUAAGGAUCAAGGUACGUUGGGGGCGGCGCAGCUGGAUACCAUUGUGCAUCCGAAUACAUACUUCAAACGCAGCUGGAUGCUGAAGCACCUGGGAGAGGCGGGAGUAAAAGAAGAAAUGAUGGAUGAGAGCUGAAAGACUCGAAAGGGACUACUGGAGUUGGAUACUAUGGCGUUCAUGGACUGCGCACUUGGACCGGCCCGGGGAAUAGCAUGACUGGGUCGUAAUGUAGGCAUAUCACGUUUAGCGCAUUGUUUUGACGACGACAAAUGGGCAGC